Molecule: messenger RNA, 6183 nt
Organism: Vanessa atalanta (red admiral)
Lineage: Eukaryota; Metazoa; Arthropoda; Insecta; Lepidoptera; Nymphalidae
Gene: CASK
Product: peripheral plasma membrane protein CASK
Exons: 24
Coding region: 402-3218 (938 amino acids)
Biological process (GO): protein phosphorylation; regulation of neurotransmitter secretion
Cellular component (GO): cell-cell junction; plasma membrane
Molecular function (GO): ATP binding; signaling receptor binding; protein kinase activity
Source: RefSeq, a predicted model, not a curated record
AAGAGAUGGGAAAUUAUUUUACGAUGAUUUAACUUUUUAUUCUAAUAUUAAUUAGUGUGCACGUAAUUUUAAUAAUCUUUUACUGUAUAUCUUCAACGUCGAUGUUUUUAUUGUGAUAAAACGUAUUUACAAGUUUUGGAAAAAAUGAGCGAAUAAACGCAGUUUUUCACCUUUUUAUAAUGCACAAUUUGCGUCUAAUCACCGUUUAUUGUACUAAUUUUGUAACUAAUGCACCAGAUAAUUAAAUCCAGUAUAAUUUAGUGUUUAUUAUAAAGUUAGAACUUGUAAUAUUUAGAUAAAUUGACCCUGGGCGUAACCUUUUAACUUUCGGGGUUGAGGCGACGCGAAUAUGAUAUUUUACGCGUUUUUCUGAAAUAUAGUGUAUUGUGUUAGUGGUAAAAAUGGCUGAAGACGAGGUCCUGUUCGAUGAUGUGUAUGAGCUAUGUGAAAUUAUUGGCAAGGGACCAUUCAGCCUUGUUCGUCGAUGUGUGCACCGGCAAACAGGACAGCAGUUUGCUGUGAAGAUUGUGGAUGUAGCUCGUUUUACAGCUAGUCCUGGAUUAAGCACCGCUGACUUAAAAAGAGAAGCUACAAUAUGCCACAUGCUCAAACAUCCUCACAUUGUGGAACUUCUAGAGACCUACAGUUCCGAGGGGAUGCUGUAUAUGGUUUUCGAAUAUAUGGAUGGAUCUGAUUUAUGUUUUGAAGUGGUUCGUCGGGCCACAGCUGGAUUUGUCUACAGUGAAGCCGUAGCAUGUCACUACAUGCGUCAGAUCCUGGAGGCGCUCCGCUACUGCCACGAGAACGACAUCGUGCACCGCGACGUGCGGCCGCACUGCGUGCUGCUGGCGGGCCGCGACAACUGCGCGCCCGUCAAGCUCGGCGGGUUCGGCGUCGCCGCGCAGCUGCCCACGCCCACCGCGCACCGCGCGCCGCCCGAACUGGUGAUGGACAAUCGACCACUAGUGGGUCCUAUGGGCCAAGCAUAUCUCAAAUCAGAUGAGUAUGGUCGCAUUGGGACUCCGCACUACAUGGCGCCGGAAGUAGUUUCGAGUCAAUUGUACGGGAAACCAGUGGAUGUAUGGGCAGCUGGAAUUUUACUGCACGUUUUGCUCGUGGGCUACUUGCCAUUCACUGGGACGAGGGAGCGGCUGUUUGAAGCUAUUUGUCGCGGCAGAUUACGCUUCGAUGCGCCUCUUUGGGACGACAUAAGUGAUGCUGCCAAAGAUCUGGUGCAGCGCAUGCUGACGGUCGACCACACACAAAGAAUUAAUAUACAAGAAGUUCUAAACCACCGAUGGAUCAGGGAUCGCGACAAGCAGAACCGCAUUCACCUGUCGGGCACGGUGGAGGAGCUGAAGAAGUUCAACAGCCGGCGGCGGCUGCGCGCCGCGACGCUGGCGGCCGCGUCCGUGGACGACGACGACGACGACGAGCAGCCCGCGCGCCGCCAGGUGCUCGUGGAGGAGGCCAACGCGGCGGCUGUUAACCUUAUAGUAGAAUCGCUAGAUGAUGUAGCGGUCCUUCAAGAUGGACCACCAUUUAUGGACCCGGACCUGUUCCACAGCGUGUUGGAUGAUCUGCAAUUACGAUCUUUACUAGAAGUGUACGACCGCAUCGCGUGCACGGUGGUGGUGACGAGCGGGCGCGCGCCGGCGGCGGAGGGCCGCGCGCGCGCGCGCGCCGCGCUCGAGGCGGCCGCGCGCCUGCGCUCCGGCGCCGCGCCCGCCAGCGCCGCCGCCGUGCACGACCUGCGCCGCCUGCUCGCCGCGCCGCAUGUCAAGGCCCUACUACAAGCACACGAUGUGGUCGCGCGUGAGGUGUACGGCGAAGAAUCGCUGCGGGCUUCUCCGCCUCCUGUCAACGGCAGAGCUCAGCCUCCGACCGAAGAGGAGGAUGACACUGAACCCGAGUUUGAAAACGUGACCAGAGUGCGCCUCGUACAGUUCCAGAAGAACACCGAUGAACCCAUGGGUAUAACGUUGAAGCUAGCAGAUGACGGUCGGUGCAUCGUGGCACGCAUUAUGCACGGUGGCAUGAUUCAUAGACAGGCUACAUUGCACGUUGGCGAUGAGAUCAAGGAAAUCAACGGGACGCCCGUCGCUAAUCAGUCCGUUGCACAACUUCAAAGGAUGCUGCGAGAAGCUCGCGGUUCAGUAACGUUCAAGAUAGUACCGUCGUAUCGAUCUGCUCCGCCUCCUUGCGAGCUAUUCCGGAUAAAGCCUUCGCCCGUGCUAAUAUUCGUAAGAGCACAAUUCGACUAUGAUCCUUUGGAAGAUGAGCUCAUACCUUGUGCACAAGCAGGCAUAGCCUUUAACACCGGAGACAUAUUGCAGAUUAUAAGCAAAGAUGAUUCUCAUUGGUGGCAAGCUAGGAAAGAUGCUUCAGGUGGUUCCGCUGGUCUCAUCCCGAGCCCAGAGCUCCAAGAAUGGAGAGCAGCUUGUGCAGCAGCAGAAAGAUCUAAUACGGAUCAAGUCGGAGCUGAAGGCUGCGUGUCGCAUACCGAUGGAUGCGAGAAUACAGUCAAUUGUUCGAUAUUUGGACGAAAGAAAAAACAAGCAAAGGAUAAAUAUUUGGCGAAACACAAUGCCGUCUUUGAUCAGCUCGAUGUUGUUACUUAUGAAGAAGUUGUUAAACUUCCCUCUUUCCAAAGAAAGACCAUAGUGCUUUUGGGUGCACAUGGAGUCGGUCGUCGUCAUAUCAAGAAUACGCUCAUUGCGCGUCAUCCCGACCAAUAUGCUUAUCCUAUACCACAUACGACUAGACCACCCCGUACCGAUGAAGAAAACGGCAGACACUACUACUUCGUAACACACGAUGAAAUGAUGGCUGAUAUUGCUGCUAAUGAAUAUUUAGAAUACGGAACCCACGAAGACGCAAUGUACGGAACUAAACUGGAAACUAUCCGCCGUAUCCACUCGGAGCGUCGUAUCGCCAUCCUGGACGUGGAGCCUCAAGCGUUGAAGAUCUUACGCACUGCAGAGUUUGCGCCGUACGUCGUGUUCGUCGCAGCACCGUCUUUGAACAACGUUGCUGAUUACGACGGUUCUCUGGAGGUGCUGGCCCGGGAGUCCGACCAGCUCCGCCGCACGUACGGCCACUACUUCGACAUGUCCAUCGUCAACAACGACAUCGACGACACGCUCGGGCAGCUGGAGGCCGCGCUCGCCAGGAUGCGCUCGUCGCCGCAGUGGGUGCCCGUCUCCUGGGUGUAUUGACCUACCGACUGCUACCUGUAAGUCAAACCGCCGUUCUGAAAUAGACUUUAUUCCGCUUACCUUACAGUUACUUGUUAAACGUAUCGACGUGUCGUGACGUUACAUUUUGGACUUUGGAAUUAAAGUACAUUUUCGUUUUUGUAUGUAUUCAAUCGACAUGUCGUUUGCUUAUAUAUCAAAUUGAAGUGGUUCCCCCAGGGAUGCUUGGAUUCUCGUUGACGAUCUAAAAUAGAUUUGAUAUUACGCCUAUAGUUUAAUUUUAAUCUAUUUCUCGUUACGACGAUAAUCUCAAUUUCAAUCUAAAUAGACUAAUAAAGUUUUGUAAUAAAGUUUUUUUUUUUUCAAAUGUUCCGACAUUUCUCUUGUAAUACUGGAGAUCGUUCUAUUACAAUGGAUGAUCAAAUAAUCUAAUGACUGUUACUCUCAAUGUCGAUCUGAAAUAGAUCUUAUUACCCAAGUAAAAAGAUUCAUUUUGAUUAUCCAUUUUAACUUCGAUCGUUUGACUUUUGUUCCUUGUCAUUGUCUUUUUCAAAAAAUUAAAAAAAAAUCAAAGUCAAAAAUAUUCAAAUUGCAGUAUUUUAAUUUGAAUACCAUAAUAAUACAUCGACAUGUCGAUUUACAAUUGUUUUAAGCUAAAAUAGAUUUUUAUAAUUGUGUGUUAAGGUACAAAUUCAAAUGUAAUAUUUAGUGCCAUAUUUUAUAAUACGCAAAAGAAAGGUUGUUUUUUUUUUUGUAAAUGAUAAAAUAGAUUCCAGCAAAUGAUAAAGUCUAUUUCAUGAGAGAAAAAUUGACCGAAGGAUUAAAAUUUAAAAAUUGAACAUUAAAGAUGAGAAUACAACGAUGUUUAAAAAAAAUUUAGAGGUGUGAAGUUUUUCGUCACAAGUUAUAGGAACUUAUCACACUUUAAAUAAUUGGCACACUGGCACAUUGGAAAAGUCUUUCGAAUUAUUGUAACAAUAAAAAAAAAAAUGUAUAAUUUAAAAAUCCAUUACAUUGAAAAUAAUGAUUAAGGGUAUGUUUAGUAAAAACGGGCGUGGGCAUAUAUUAAAACAGAAAGCAUUGUUAAAAGACCUUUUUUUAUUUGUUACUUAACCAAAAAGUAUUAUACUUUAUAUAUUUUGUGAUAAAACAUCGUUAUUAUUUAAUUAUUUAUUUAUAUUAUGCGUUAAUUUAUUGUUCUUAAAUUAUUGUUUGCGUAACAGUCGAGUCUUGAUUUGGUGCAACACCGCUCAAAACAUUUUGUGCCAAAUAAUGACUGGUAUCACAAGAACAAUUCAUCACACUGUUCAAUGAUUUUUAGAACAAUGUACAUAAUUAUACAUUAGUAGGUAAUUUACAAGGAGGAAAUAAUUAAAUGAAUAACUCUUUAGAGUGUACUGUAGCUCAAAUGUUUAUUUCAAUAUUUAAUUGUAAGAUCUAUCCUAUUAUAAGUAACGAUACGGUUGUCCAACUGAGAUACAAUAUUAAAAACACGUCAAUUUGAUUUAGACCUUUAAAAUGUCACGUGACUUCAUUAAUCUCGACUUAUUAACAGAAUACAACGUCGAAUACGAAAACUAGAUACCUUAUUGUAAUAAUUAUUAAUGAGAUGACAUGUGUAAUGACUUAUUAUUAGAAUAUAUUCAAAUUUAAUGGCAACACUGAAAUAUGAAAGUGUUAACUGUGUGGAAAUUUUAAAACACUAAAAGUAUCUAUUGUUUCUUAGUUGGGGAACUUUUUGACUAAUUAUAUCACAGGUUUUUAGAAGUCACAGGGUCGCAAAAACAUUGUAGUGUAUCGCUUUUGUUUAAACUGAUGUAUUUAUUGUUUAUUAUAUAUGUAUGUUUAAAUUGACAUCUUCCUGAAACUGCAACAGGAAAUAUAUAAGUUGUUGAUAUCUUUGGAGUAAAAAUCUUUGAUUUUAGAUGAUAUCGGGUAUUUAUGUAAAUCGUUUUAAUAUUAAACAUCGUUUGAUUCAUUCCCCUUUCCUUGAUAAUGUAAACUUUUUAAGUAAAUUUGUUAUUUCAAUUAGGCGAUCAACUAAAACGUAUCCUGAUUUUUUGUGAAAAUUACUAUAUUUUGUGGUAUAAAUAAUAAUUUUGGAAAAAUUAGAAACGUUUGAUUAAAUAUUUCCAUAAAUAAAUAUAAAAUAAGGUUAUUUUUAAAGUUUUGGUCGCCUUUUUGAAAUACUCAUUCAAAUUCUCGCCUUUUGCACAUUUGCAUUCCUGUAAAGAUACUACCUUGUAGCUGAAUUUUAAUAUAUAAUUCACUUUCACUAUUGUUACUUUAAGUAGUUUUAGGGGGUAAGGUCAGAAGAAAAAAAAAGUUACAUUUUGUUUGAAAUUUAAAGUGCGGGUAAUUUACCUCGUUUGCUCAACGUAGUAAUCCGACUGCUCAGAUUUAUAAAGAAAUCGAUAUAAGCAAAAAAAAAAUCCAUUUCUUUGGUUUUCACUUGAACAAAACUUGAUUAUAAUUUAUUUAUCCGUUCGAAUACUCGCACUUGAAAAUUUCGUAUUGUUACUCGUCUAAAAAUAUUCCAAAAUUAUUUUCUUUUUGUAGUUAUCAUUUUAAAUUGUCACUAUUAGACCACUAAUAGUCGAAACAAUUCACUAAUAGUCAAUAAAUAAUAAUUAACUAUAGCUAUACAGUUUCUUUACAUAUUUGUUAAAAAUAAUGUUUUCAAAUCUUAAAAUGUUUCAUAAUGUAAGGAGUCAGAUAAGAUUUAAUAUAGUUAAAAUUAAUAUAUUAUACAUGAAUUUAUUAAUAGGUGUGUGACGUAAUGGCGUGCGAGUAGCACUGGUUUGACUUUGGAUAGUAUUGCCAUAUUAAAAAAAUAAUUUAUUUUAAUUUAAAUAUGAAGUUGCGGUUACUUUAUUGCAUUAUAUUUUCUUUGAAACAGACGGUAGAUAAUCUAUAAAUUCCGUCAUUCAUAUAUCGCUUAAUCUUAUAUACAUAUAUUAUUUUAUAGCAACAAAUAUAUGAAAUA